GAAGUGUGCUGACCGCGGCGACGUCGGCCGUGCCACGCGAUCCAGCAUCGCCGCUACCCCGUCCAAACGUGCGACCCGGCGUGCGGAGGACACUCGACAGCCGACAACUGCGACCAGGACCCCACCCCGGAUGGCGCCCUCCUGAACCGGUGGCGCGGCCAGCGCGGCCGUCUGGUCACGUGAGUCUCUACCCGUGGAGUGGCACCCGGCUUGGUUCCAGCACUGACACUGUGCGCUCUGCGUCGGCCGUCGGGUGUCCAAGAUGUACCACCUCCUGGAAGAAAUCCGGGAUUUUUACAACAAAACGCUCGAGAGCGGAGAUGCCCGGGUCCAGGAGUGGCUGUUCAUGCAGAGCCCAUGGCCGACCCUGACCAUCUGCCUGUCGUACGCCUACCUGGUGAAGGUGCUAGGGCCCUCGCUGAUGAAGAACCGGGAGCCGAUGCAGCUGCGCUGGAUCAUGGUGGGAUACAACUUCUUCAUGGUGGCCAUCAGCCUGGUCAUCUUCCUGCUGCUGGGCUUCUACGGCUGGUUUGGACACUACAACUGGAAGUGCCAACCCGUGGACUACACGGAGAGUAGCGAGGCCAUCCUCAUGACCCAUCUGUCCUGGUGGUAUUACAUCUCCAAGUUCGUCGAGUUUGUCGACACGAUAUUCUUUGUGCUGCGCAAGAAGUUCACUCACAUCUCUACACUGCACGUCAUCCACCACGGCAUGAUGCCCAUGAGCGUCUGGUGGGGGGUCAAGUUCACGCCCGGAGGCCACAGCACCUUCUUCGCCUUCGUCAAUAGCUUCGUGCACAUCCUGAUGUACUUCUACUACGGCCUGGCGGCCAUCGGGCCCAACAUGGCCAAGUACCUCUGGUGGAAGCAGCACAUGACCACCAUCCAGAUGGUGCAGUUCAUCGCCAUCUUCGUGCACUCCUUCCAACUGCUGUUCCGGCCGGACUGCAACUACCCGCGGGGCUUCAUGUGGUGGAUUGGCUUCCACGCCAUCAUGUUCUGGUUCCUCUUCUGGGACUUCUACAAGAACACCUACUUUGCCAAGCGCCUCAAGGGGGCCGCCCUGGGACGCUCUGCCACUGCCAAUGGCCGGGCGGCCAGCAACGGUACGGCCAACGGCACCAACGGUUACCUGAAGCACGCCUCCAACGGCCGCAACGGCGGCUUCCUGGACGGCUACUGCCAGCUGAGCGGCCUGCAAGACUGGGAGGACCAGAAGCGCGACUGAGGUCCCACAGACUGCCCCCCAGGGGGCCUCCUCUGCACGGCCCAUCGGGGCCCCACACACGGCCGGGACCACGGGCCUCCCGGGCCGUGUAGGCUGCUCUAGCACUAAUUUUAUACGCGCACGGUUAGCCCGACCGGCGAGGACGACGGCGACGGCACGACCACCGGCGACGCGGGGGACGUGCGUGUGCGUGUGCGAGUGUUUUUUUUUUUUUUUUCUUCUAGGUUUGUUUGUUUUGUUUUUUUGCAAAUGACUAGUUUUGUACACAGUGUAUAAAACGCAAAGGUUUACAGUGACUGUUCCUCCGGGUGCGUGAGUGCUGUGGCGGCCCGCGACGAAGAGUAUGUGGUGUGUGCCGCUCCGGAGGUGGGGGAGGCAAUGCCCCGAGCGGGAGGCCCUCGAAAAGCGCCUCCGCACACGUGCCGGUGUCUGCCGGUGUUGCCCAACGCGGGGACCAAGCGGCACCUCCGCGGCUUCUUUUGCUCCCGGAGGCCUCCGACGGAUGCGAGUGGACGACCGGCGGAAGUUCCCUGGCCUCGUGGAUGCAGCUUGGACUUCGGGUGGGGAAUGUGCUCCCGCUCGCGUGCCCCUCGGUCCGGAGGAGUGGGGAGAGCGGGGCUACCCGCUCGUUUCAAUAAAAAAAAGGUUGGAACAAAA
Messenger RNA from Ixodes scapularis (black-legged tick), 1885 nucleotides. RefSeq names its product elongation of very long chain fatty acids protein AAEL008004. The transcript is spliced from 6 exons. The record is from RefSeq and is a predicted model, not a curated record. Lineage: Eukaryota; Metazoa; Arthropoda; Arachnida; Ixodida; Ixodidae. Gene Ontology annotation, cellular component: endoplasmic reticulum membrane. Gene Ontology annotation, biological process: fatty acid elongation, polyunsaturated fatty acid; sphingolipid biosynthetic process; fatty acid elongation, monounsaturated fatty acid. Gene Ontology annotation, molecular function: fatty acid elongase activity. Bases 263 to 1228 code for a protein of 321 amino acids.